AUGGCGGACAAAAUUAUCGUGGCUUUUGAUAUGUAUGGCACCUUGUUGUCCACCGAUUCCAUUUCCAAACAAUUGGAGAUAUAUCUUGGCUCGGACGCAGCACCAUCUAUUGCGACACUCUGGCGUCGUUAUCAACUGGAAUAUACAUGGAGACUCAACAGCAUGGAACAAUAUGAAGAUUUUGCAGCUGUAACGCGAAAUUCACUACGCCAUGCCUUAAAUGAGUCGGGCCAACAAUUAAAAGACACCGAGAUCGAAUCUUUAAUCAAAGCAUACGAUAGUCUACACACAUUUCCAGACGUAGGUCCGGCGCUAAACAGAAUUGCUAAUAACUCGAGCAUUCGAGCCGUGAUAUUCUCAAAUGGAACCAAAGAUAUGAUCUCAAACUCGGUCUUGCGCUCCGCAGAUUUGUCUAAGCACGCAAGUAUAUUCUCUGAUCUGGUCACUGUGGACGAGAUUAGGAAGUAUAAGCCCUCACCCAUUACCUACCAGCACGUUGCAAAGAAGGUUGGUAAGGAAUUAUCUCAAAUGGGCGAAAUAUGGCUUGUCAGCUCGAACCCAUUUGAUAUAGUUGGGGCGCGGACUGCUGGGAUGAAUGCAAUUUGGGUCGACCGAGCUGCGAGGGGGUGGCAGGAUGCUGCAUGUCCUGGUAUAGAGCCUACGGCGAUUGUACACAGCUUGGAGCAGAUCGUGACGAAGAUCAAUAGCAAGCACUAA
Molecule: messenger RNA, 717 nt
Organism: Penicillium angulare
Lineage: Eukaryota; Fungi; Ascomycota; Eurotiomycetes; Eurotiales; Aspergillaceae
Product: haloacid dehalogenase, type II
Exons: 2
Coding region: 1-717 (238 amino acids)
Molecular function (GO): hydrolase activity, acting on halide bonds, in C-halide compounds
Source: RefSeq, a predicted model, not a curated record